Messenger RNA from Pocillopora meandrina, 5174 nucleotides. The record is from the annotation of a GenBank genome assembly. Lineage: Eukaryota; Metazoa; Cnidaria; Anthozoa; Scleractinia; Pocilloporidae.
AUGGCUUGUGUUCUCAUACCGUUCCGACGGGAAAAAGCAAGAGCUGAUAAUUUUUUGAUCACAGCAUCUGUUUCGUUACUGAAUGUUGAAUUACGCAAGAAAAGGUGGUAAGGGACACGAUAAAGUAUUUUCUUUCUCUCUUUUCUCUUAGGAGUUUAGCCUUCGAAGCUGCUUGUCUCACUAGAGUCAGACUUUUUUUCACUUUUCUGCUGAGAAAAUGAUCCAAAUUUAGACUCUGACGAAGCAUACAAUUUCGAAAACAAUAUAAAUUUCACUAUGAUUAAUUGAAUUGAGGAAAAAAUUUGCGUUUUUAGAAUUUGGCUGAGUUUUAUUUCACUGUUGAAUACCGCGUGAGACUUAAGCAACAGAAACAAAGGGUCUUUCCCCAAACACAAUAUUGUUUGCCCUUUGAAGUUGCAAGACUCGGUGAAAAAACAAAUACUAAGCUAAUUCGUGUUUUUCACGGCAGUACUGUGAGAGAAAGUUCUUGAUAACGGUUAAUUAUUGACAACGAGGGGGAGGGAGGGGUUAGUUUUACUAGUUACCAGUCUUGGCAUAAAGACAUCAUGGCGGCCGCCUUGAAGAUACGAUAUACUUCUUUGCCUUUUGUCGUAUUCCAAAGUAACAAAAGAUGUAAGUGCAUCUCAGCCCUUGAAUCGUAAAAUGUCAAUCGCUUAUACAAGGAUAGAAACUGCACUGAACAGAAAUAUGGCUAACUAUGGCAACUUUUUUCACAUCAUGCUGACAUUCGUGUUUUGUUCCUUAAUUAGGUAUCCCCACAAGCUUGCAGUUUUUUGGAAAAAAAGGAAAGCGAAAUACAGUACAAAGGUAGUCAACUUAGACUUUGGAUCUCUUAUCUUUCUCUAUUAGCUCAUUAAACGUUAUUGAUUUCUUAAUCGUCAGUUUGAGUCGAAUAAAUAUUUCUUCCAAUUACUUUUUCUCUCAGCCGGUAGCGUGGUUUGGAGGUGUUGAAAAUGGUUAUCGUGGUGUUCAUUUUUGGCCUGAGCCUGAUCCAGUAGAUAGUAAACUUACUCUCCUCAAGGUAAGUUUCAAAUAAAGGCAACACGAGGUAGAAAUUUGGGGGCAAAUUGCCGUAAAGUGCCACAGCAUUCGGAAACGAAAUUGUGGUCCGAAAGACUUGCUUUCGUCAUUGUUUUCUUUAUCCAAGAGCUCUAUGCAUAAUGAACUAUGGGGAAGUGCAGAAAUCUUGGCCAACUCUUUGAAACCAUUGUUUUCGUAAACACGUUAUACCUACUUACUGAAGCCUUCCUUGCUUUUUUCUUAGGCUUGCUCCUUCCUCCGAUUCAAUUUGCGUUAAGUUUUAGGAAAUUUUGAAAUAAAAACAGUCCAUCUUUCGUUAGGAAGAAUUUUUUAAGCCACCAGGUUUUUAAUAUCGCUUAACUUCUUGCGUUGGAUUACUAUGUAAUAUUAUGCUAAUUUAUUAAUGUUAAAUCUAUUAUAACCUUCAUUGUAAAAGUUCAAAGUACAACAGCUGAAGAGAAAAAAAUAUUAUGAAAUGCUAUUGAAUCUUUUGAAACGUUUGAGGACAGAUGAUUAAAUUUAUAUUGUCAAAACCAUGACAUGAACUUUAUUUCACAUUAACGCUCCCUGGAGGUUAAAAGACACUGCACUGGCAAAAUUAAUAGGGACCUUAACCAGUCAGGAGAGUGAUGCCAAGGAAGACAAAUUGAUUAAAAAAUAAAUCUAUAUUUUUAUUUGGAAUUUCCUGAAUGGCCGCAUGAAUGUUUGUACUGUCUCUAACAGUGCCGCAUCUCAACCUCUGCAUAAUGUGUGUGAUUCACAUUGAGUUCCAUAUUGAAACUGAAAUAAUUUUCUGUCAGUGUUCCUGUACACAGACCACGCCAAAUUUGGUUACUUCAUGUUGUUGUUUGCCAAGGACAGCUUCAACAUACAAAAAGUUCUAAACGCUAGUGCUUAGCUAUUGUUCUGCUCAUUUGGUCUUUUGUUUUGUCACAUCUUUGUUUCCAUCAUUCUCAUGGUUUCUUCAAGGUCCCUAAUAUUGUUGUUAUCAAGUUUGUUUCUUUAUUUUAAAACAAUGUUCAUUUGUAUUUGUAGAACCCAGAGGAUAAAAUGACAGAAUAUCAAGAAAAGCAGUGGAAUAUUUACAUCUGUAAUGUAAGCUUUUCACUUUUCAACUUUACAUGAGCAUGUAGUUGCUCUUUGCGUUUGAUAUUAUUUUCACUCCACGCAGUUUGGAGUAAAUAUGAAAACUGUUCAUCUUCCUCUUGAUUCUUUGAAAUCAUUAGAUGUUCCCCAGUGGUCAUCACCAGCUUCUGGCCACUGGCUGUAUUGAUAUCAGCAAUUACAUUACAGAGAUGCCUGGAAAAGUGGAUGUUACUGUCACCCUUAAGCCAGCAAUCAGGAAAGUUGUUUCUGGUAAAAUUGAGUUUGAAUUAUCAUGGAUUAUCCAGGAAGAUGAUAGAGUCAUGCAGUGAGUAUUCUUCAGUAAUUUCCAUAGCUAGUUAUUGUAAUGAUCAUCCAGCUUAUGUUUGGCAAUUAAAAGUCAGUUACUAUGAUAAUGUUAUUUUAGAUCCAUGAAUUUGAUCAGUAAACUUUCAAAGUGAGAUAUUAUCAUUUUUGCUGCAUUAGCACGAGGGUCCACUAAUAUAUAAAAUAUAAAAGUUUACUUGCUCAAUGGUUUUUAUUCAUGCAAUUACUAUUUGUUUUGUCUAAAAGUAAUUGUAUUGUGAAAUUCCAUUAACUCUUUUGCAUUACCUUUACAGUCCCACAGAUGAAGAGAUAUGGGAAGAGAUAAUGCAGGAGGUCAGGGAGGAACAAGCAAAAAGAAAAGCUGAGGGAAAGACAGCAAAACAAAAAUCUUUGAAAAAAAGAAGGCGCAGGAAACGUGGCUGCUCAAGUAAUACAGACAUUGCCACUGAGGAAGACAGAAAGAAAGAUAAAAACAAUGAAGUUGGCUGCUCAAGUGGUACAAACAUUGCUGUUGGGGAAGAUAAAGAAACUAUUGAACAACAAGGUGGCAUCUUCUUAAAUGCUGAAGCUCAGGUGAAUCCCUCAUCUAGAAGCAAUACCAAAGUGGGGACAGGAAAAGUCAGGAGGCAGUCUUCACCUCAUCAUGCACAUCUUAGCCCUGCAUCACCCCAACCACACCCAUCUGCUAACCAGGGGAUGCCAUCAGAGAGUGAAGAGAGAAAAGGGGUGCAGAGUAAAAGGAACCUUCAUAAAACUGUCAGGUUUCAAAUUGAUGAACAGCCUGAGGUAUUACAUCUUGUUGUACAUGAUGAAGAAGCAAUGGACUCCUUGUCUGUGUUGUCCUCAGAAACUGCUUACAGAGAAACAGUUUUCAUCAAGGAAGAUGAAGUUGCAACAAAAGAGAAGUGCAUUCCCAAGGGAGAUGAAAAUUCAUGUAAGUUCUGUUUUGUUUUCCAGCCUCCCAUUCCAAAUGGAAAGGGGCUUAAAUUUGAUUACUUUUCUCCUGUUUGAUCUGAUUUAUUUUCAGUCAAUUUUAUUUUCAGUGUUAUGGAACCUUGAGCUAUAAGCACUAAAUAAAAAUCAUAACUUUAUAUUUUUUUAUUCUGAAUUACAACUAUUUUUGCUGAUUAUUGAUGUUAACUUUUUUGUUCAGCCUCAAGUGGAAGCCAGCUUCACUCAGAGUUGGCCAGUUAUAUUGAAGAGGAACUGAAGGUUGUUCAAGAUGAAUUAUUGUCUUUGGAAGAAGUCCGCUCAAAAGUAAAACUUGAAAUGCAGAAAGCCAUGUCAUCAGGUGGGUGAUCCAUUUCCAAAAUGAUAAAGUGGAAUACCUUGGAAUUUCAAAUCAUACAAUUAAUAUGUUGCAUUCACUUGCUGAGUCAAAUUUCAGAGCAGGCAUUCCUUCAUUAAAAAACUUAUGUUAAGUUCUUUUCCCCACUAAUGAGUUAUAAAUCUUUUGCUCCAGGAUCUUAUAGGUAAUUCUCUUUACUGUCUGCAGUACAAUUCUUAUGAUAUUAGAUCAGUAAAUUUGAUAUUGAAUGGAUUAAUAACAUCCUGCUUUAUAUUGUUUUGAUAUUGUAAGGAUAAAUUCUGUCUUGAUCAUUCUCAGGAGUGAAAGGGUUAAAAAUGUUAAAAAACAGCUAAUCCCCAGACUAGAGAUACUGCAAGUUUUUACACUUAUUUCAGGUGUUAUAAGCCAUGCUUAACUUACACAGCUUAUACAAUGUAUUUGUUUACUUUUUGUCUGUAGACCACAAAGAAGAGUUUGAAAGCUUAAACCAAGGCUGGCUUAUAUUGGAUAGCUUCCAUUCCAAAGUGUUGAAAAGAAAAGACGACCUUCUUGCCAUGUAAGUAAUAAAGACUUAUUUUAGAAACAAAAUAAACAUGUCCAUUAUGACCUAAAAUGUAGUCUUACAUUGUAAUCCAUGAUCCAAAAACUCUGCUCAGGUGCCUUUAUAUGUGGACCAACUGCCUUUGAUAUAGAUAAAUGAUCUAUAUAUCAUAUAUUGCUUAAUUAGUUCCUCUGGAUUCAUUUUUGUUAUUGUUAAUAAUAAAAAAUGUUAGCAAUGGAAUGACUAAUGUUUGAUUUACAGAUCGAGAAGUUCCACUGUUUGUCCUUGUUAUUAACUUGGGUUUUUCAGAGACUGUAGUGGUUCUGCUUAACUAAAGGUUGUAUUUAGCUUGAGGCAGAUUUGCUUGAUUUUCUGUUUUCCUUUUACCAAUAUAGUGACAAAGGAAAAAACAUUGAAAAUUGUCUUAACUUGCUGUGUUCAGAUUUAAGACGCCUUUCAGAAGUGGAAGGUAAGUAUUCAGUUGUUUCUCCUCCUUUUUCUCAGUUUAGUGUUAUUGGGACAGGUUUAGUGAGCCUUGAUUCUUAACCCUUUACACCCUAACAUCAUUCUGUAUAUAUAUAUAUAUAUAUAUAUAUAUAUAUACUCCAAACUGUUCUCUUUACAUUUCCUAAGGUGCUGCUAAGGUGAAUUUGUUUAACAACCUUGAGUUUCUUUACAUAGUGAUCAUUUCCUUUAUCCUUGUGAUAUUCUAAAGAGAAAUUAGAUGCUAUUCACUCUUCAGGGUCAAAGGCAAAGCCAAAAUGUAGAUGAAGGAAACAAGAUUUUGUAUUUUGAUUUUAGGCUGGGGGAAAACAGAUGAGAACAAAGCUCUUGAAAAAAGAGUUGCUGGACUCAUUGCUGCUAUUCACUAGCAGAGCUUUCAUGCCUAAAUAA